AUGGCCGACAUCAUUCAUAUCCCAACAGCUCAAUAUUUCCAGCUGGUCAACCCAACAGAUCUGGAUCUUCCACCAGACAAUGUCCUCAUACGCCCCGAAGUCCAAACAGCCCUAUACGAGCACAUGUUCGAUGAAUCCUUGACCCCACUACCACCAGCUACAUAUCGGGCUCGCAUUCUCAAAUUGCUCAUCGCCCGUAUCGAGGGUGCCGUUGCAAACCCCGAGGAAGAUGAAAUCCUCGAUGAAUUAAUGACAGCCUGGGGUGACCUCCUUACUCAACCAAAACCCAGUCCUCUUGAUGCAGCAACAGAACUCUCCCACGUUAAAUACACCGCUCCGCUCCAGCCGAAGUGUACUUCGACAGACCGGACUGUCAUCACCGUUGAAUCGCGGGGCGUGCUCCUUGCGGGCAGAACAACUGGAAACAGAACAUGGGAAGCGGCGCUUCAUCUAGGUUCGUUCCUUACGUCCCCGACCGGUCAGGCUAUCGUACAAGGGAAAAGGGUUAUCGAGCUUGGCGCAGGAACGGGGUUCCUGUCGCUGCUGUGUGCGCGACAUCUCGGUGCACAAGUCGUGGUUGCGACGGACCGGGAGCCUGUACUACUAGAGAAUAUGAAGGAGUGCGUGCGAUUGAACUCGGGGGCUGCGGGUGGUGAAAUGAUUCCUAUGUAUCCUGCUUUCUGGGAUUGGGGGACGCCUCUAGAGGGGAAAGAAGAGUUGGGUGAGGGGGGUAAGAUGAGUUUUGACAUUGCUCUUGGUGCAGAUUUGGUCUACGAUGCGGAUAUUGUUCCAUUGCUUCUAUCGACCCUUCGAGAUCUCUUUGAAAACUAUCAGGUCAAAGAGUUUAUUACUGGAGUGGCUUUGAGGAAUGAAGCUACGUUCCAGGCAUUUACAACUGGAUGUGAUUCCCAUGGUUUCAAAGUUGAGCCCUUGCCAUUCGAGUCCGCACCAGCUCAUCAACAGACUGGGUUCUUCCAUGCUACCGACAUCCCGGUUCGAACGUAUCGAGUUUUACCGGGAUGA
Molecule: messenger RNA, 1023 nt
Organism: Penicillium verhagenii
Lineage: Eukaryota; Fungi; Ascomycota; Eurotiomycetes; Eurotiales; Aspergillaceae
Product: protein-lysine N-methyltransferase
Exons: 4
Coding region: 1-1023 (340 amino acids)
Source: RefSeq, a predicted model, not a curated record